This is a messenger RNA of Ostrea edulis (European flat oyster), 868 nucleotides long. RefSeq lists its product as uncharacterized. The record is from RefSeq and is a predicted model, not a curated record. The transcript is spliced from 2 exons. The coding region runs from base 119 to 433 and encodes 104 amino acids. NCBI's taxonomy places the organism in Eukaryota, Metazoa, Mollusca, Bivalvia, Ostreida, Ostreidae.
AUAUUGGCACGAAGAGGUCAUUUUUGUGGGAGGGAAUCAAAGCACGCGGAGGAACACAAUGUAUUCAGAUCGGCGACCUUAAUACCGCCUCAAAAAUAGCCGUUCCCGACCCUGAGGAAUGAGGAUCGAACUCGUUGGUCACAGCUAUGAGAAGGGAGCUAGCAUUAUAGCCUAUAGGGCAACACAGUCUCACUUCCGGUGGAGAACACCCCGGAGACACACGGGAACACGAAGGAAGACACCAACGCUUUGGGGGACUGUCAAAAAGCCUAAGAGAAUGAACAUGUUGAACGUCGUUGAGGAGGGAGGAUGUUCAGCCUCAACACGAACUAGUCCACCUUGUGUUCAGCUGAUGUAUUACUUCACAACAAAUGAGGUCCUGGGGGAUGAUGAGAGAGACGGAGGAGGUGGUGUUAUAACUACUGUGCACUAAUUUGAUGUUCGGAAGAGAGAGAAAGUUGUUCAGCGCUGGAGGUAGAUUUUAUUACCAAUAAAACGAAUUAAUGCGCACUGCCACCUUGUCCUUUUUCGCCCUCCGAAUCAUAAAAAGCCAUGUGUUUUUUACAUGCCAAAUUUUCUCCCAAGCAACAACUCUGCUCUUCUUUCAGUGGAGGAGAACCGACGCUAAAAAUGUAUUAAUAAGUCUCCAAGUAAAUAGGUUGCUUAUUUUGUCAAUCUUUGUUCUUUAUAAACCUAUUAUUCAUUCAUUAAGUUUAUUGUGCGGUUUCAAAAUUGCAAAUACUUGAUUUUAUGCUUUAAUACAGAUAUUCACUUGAAACACCGAUUUUUAUUUUUUUUUUUUUAAAAAUGGAUUUUUGAAAAGAAUUGAUAUAGAAAAGUAUGAUCUGAAAUAAAUAUAGUUUACAAA